Lucilia cuprina (Australian sheep blowfly) is the source of this 503-nucleotide messenger RNA. It is a transcript of the gene SIFa, whose product is annotated as neuropeptide SIFamide. The coding region runs from base 139 to 363 and encodes 74 amino acids. The record is from RefSeq and is a predicted model, not a curated record. NCBI's taxonomy places the organism in Eukaryota, Metazoa, Arthropoda, Insecta, Diptera, Calliphoridae. The transcript is spliced from 2 exons.
UCCUUUUUGGGAAAUUUUAGUAUAAAAGCCUUUUCAACAGCCAUCGAAAGCAUCAGUUUCUCUCAGCAUCUACAGCUCAAAGCAUCUUUCGGUCUUCGUUCAGUAGUCGUGUUUUCUUGCUCAAAGGAUACUAUCAAAAUGUUCGCUCUACGUUUUUCCGUCUGUCUUAUUGUCAUUGCCUUCAUCAUGGCUGUGGUUAUGUUGAACUCCAGUGAGGCUGCUUACCGUAAGCCCCCUUUUAAUGGCAGCAUUUUCGGUAAACGUAAUAGCGUUGAAUACGAUAAUGCUAAGGCUGUUACCGCCAUGUGUGAAAUAGCCAUGGAAGCUUGUCAGUCCUGGUUUCCCCAACCCGAAAGCAAAUAACUUCAAGGACUAGAGAUCGAUAAUGUUUAACUAAUAUUUGGCUAAUGAUUUGGAAUUAUAAUUUUUGUACUUAUAAAAUAUAUAAUAUAUCGAUAUGAAUUUGUAAUUAUAAUCAACAGUUAUAUUUAUCUAAUAUGUAU